Molecule: messenger RNA, 5667 nt
Organism: Zootoca vivipara (common lizard)
Lineage: Eukaryota; Metazoa; Chordata; Lepidosauria; Squamata; Lacertidae
Source: RefSeq, a predicted model, not a curated record
AACCUCAUUCUGUGCUUUAGCUUUUCUGACUUUGUCUCUACACGUGCUGGCUAUAUGUUUGAAUUCCUCUCUGGAGAUUUCCCCCCUUUUCCAUUUUUUGUACAUAUCCCUUUUAAAUCUUAACUCAGUCAAAAGUUCUUUAGAUAGCCAGCCUGGCUUCUUUAGGCACCUUCCAUGUUUCCGUCUCAUUGGUAUUGCCUGAAGUUGUGCUUUUAAUAUCUCCCUUUUAACAAACUCCCAACCAUCAUGAACUCCCUUCCCUUUUAGUAUUACUGUCCAUGGGAUUUCACCCAGCGUUUCCCUAUUUUUUCUGAAGUCGGCUUUCUUAAAGUCUAGAAUUUGGACCUUAGUAUGCUUGGUUGCUCCUUUCCGCUGGAUAAUAAACUCCAGAAGAGCAUGUCGCUGUUUGUUUCACAGACAAGGAAUGGGCGUUGCUGGAUCCUGACCAGAGAGCUCUGCAUAAGGAAGUCAUGGAGGAGAAUCAUAGGAUCCUGGACUCUCUCGCGCCUGAUUUCAACAGACAGAACGUGGCAGGAGACCAAGGGGCUCCUUCCGAUCUCUUUGAGACUUCCUGAGAGCACAGAUGGAGGAGCAAGACUCAGCUGGCCCUGAAGCGGGAAGAAGCCGUGCCACCCAAACUGGGAGCAGUGGGGGAUCCUGGCAAAACUCCAUGCAAAGGAUCCUGGGUGAGGAAGACACUCUUUGCUCCGAUGUGCCGAGCCAGCAGCUCAAGCAGUUCUGCUACCAGGAGGCCAAAGGACCCCGUGAGGUUUGCAGCCAGUUCUACCGACUAGACCAUCAAUGGCUGAAGCCAGAAAGGCACACGAAAGCUGAGAUGCUGGACCUGGUGAUCUUGGAGCAGUUCCUGGCUGUCCUUCCCCCGGAGAUGGAGAGCUGGGUGCGGGAAUGCGGAGCGGAGACCAGUUCCCAGGCAGUGGCCCUGGCUGAAGGUUUCCUCCUGAGUCAGGCAGAGGAGAGGAAGCAGGCAGAGCAGCAGGGAACGGAUCAGCUGUCAGAAAUGGGUCCCGAUUCCUCUGAUGCAGAGGAGACCCCCUUGGACACCAGAGAGUGGCCACUGGGUGAGAGAACGAUGCUGGCAAGACCCCUUCAUCCGUCUUUUCAUGGUGGCGAAGGGGAUGCAGCAGGAUUGGAACCAGAUCAGGGUCUGGUGAGCUUUGAAGAUGUCGCUGUUCGUUUCACAGACGAGGAAUGGGCGUUGCUGGAUCCUGACCAGAGAGCUCUGCAUAUGGAGGUCAUGGAGGAGAAUUAUAGGAUCGUGGACUCUCUCGGUGGUGAUGAAUUGGAAAGGGAGAUUGACAAUAUCUCCACAGUGGAUGAGCCAUAUACAUAUAUGGAAUAUGGAGAGAACUUCAGCCAGAGCUCCUUCUCUGCUUCCCAUGACAUAAAUCCCAUUGGGUUUCUCUAUCAAUACCAGGAAUGCAUAAAUAGCUUCAUUUGGCGGGAUAAUCUCUCGUCACAUGACAGAACGCACAAGGGGGAGAAACCAUAUCUGUGCUUGACAUGCGGGAAGAGCUUCAGCCGAAAGGACCACCUUGUUUCCCACGAAAAAAUUCAUACAGGGGAGAGGCCCUAUCAGUGCUUAGAAUGUGGGAGGAGCUUCAUUCGUAGUUCCGCUCUCACUUCCCAUCAGAGAAUUCAUACUGGGGAGAAACCCUAUCAGUGCUUGGAAUGUGGGAAAAACUUCAGUUGGAAGGAAAGUCUCACUUCCCAUCAAAGAAUUCAUACGGGCCACAAACCGUAUCAGUGCUUGGAAUGUGGAAAGUGCUUCCGCCAGAGGGGUGAUCUCACCUCCCACCAGAGAAUUCAUACAGGGCAGAAACCAUUUCACUGCCAAGAGUGCGGAAAGAGCUUCACACAGAGCACCAGUCUCAUGCUCCAUCAAAGAACUCAUACAGGGGAGAAACCGUACCCGUGCUUGGAAUGCGGAAAGAGCUUCAGUCGGAAGGAUCAACUCACUUCCCAUCAGAGAAUUCAUACAGGGGAGAAACCGUACCAGUGCUUGGACUGUGGAAAGAACUUCAGUCGGAGGGUGAAUCUCACUUCUCAUCAGAGAACUCACACAGGACAGAAGCCAUUUCCGUGCUUGGAAUGCGGAAAGAGCUUCAGUCAGAGGGUGAAUCUUGCUUCCCAUCAGAGAAUUCACAGAGGGGAGAAACCAUUUCAAUGCCCAGAGUGUGGAAAGAGCUUCACACAGAGCACUAGUCUCAUGCUCCAUCUAAGAAUUCACACAGGGGAGAAACCGUACCAGUGCUUGGAAUGCGGAAAGAGCUUCCGUCAGAGCACCUGCCUCACUUCCCAUCAGAGAAUUCACACAGGGGAGAAACCAUUUCCAUGUCAAGAGUGCGGAAAGAGCUUCAAACAGAGCACAGGUCUCAUUCUCCAUCAGAUAACUCACACAGGGGAGAAACCGUACGAGUGCUUGGAGUGUGGGAAGAGUUUCACUCGGAACAACCAACUCACUGCCCAUCAAAGAAUUCAUACAGGCGAGAAACCCUAUCAGUGCUUGGAAUGUGGGAAGAGCUUCCGCGACAGGAGCAAUCUAACUACCCACCAACGAAUUCACAGCGGGGAGAAACCGUUUCAAUGCCUAGUUUGUGAAAAGAGCUUCGCACAGAGUACCGGCCUCCAGCUGCAUCAAAGAAUUCAUACAGGGCAGAAACCCUAUCAGUGCUUGGAAUGUGGGAAGAGCUUCAGUCAGAGCACACACCUGACUUCCCACCAGAGGAUUCAUACUGGGCACAAACCAUUUCAGUGCUUCGAAUGUGGGAAGAGCUUCAGUCGGAAGGAGAGCCUCAGUUUACAUGAAGGCACUCACACGGGGAGCAACCCGUUGAGUGCCGGAGAUGUGGAAACGGCUUCGAUUUCAAGCGGAGUCUCACUCUCCUUUACAGAACCUGGCAGAAGACCAAGGGAUUCCCUCCGAUCUCUUGGAGGCUUCCUGAGAGCCCAGAUGGAGGAGCAAGACUCAGCUGGCCCUGAAGUGGGAAGAGACCAUGAUAUGCAAACUGGAAUAAGUGGGGGAUUCUGGGAAAACUCCAUGCAAAGGAUCCUGGGUGAGGAAGACACUCUUUGCUCCGAUGUGCAGAGCCAACAGUUCAGGCAGUUCUGCUACCAGGAGGCCGACGGACCCCGAGAAGUUUGCAGCCGACUCUACCGCCUUUUCCGUCAGUGGCUGAAGCCAGAAAGGCACACGAAAGCUGAGAUGCUGGACCUGGUGAUCUUGGAGCAGUUCCUGGCUGUCCUUCCCCCAGAGAUGGAGAGCUGGGUGAGGGAAUGUGGAGCAGAGACCAGUUCCCAGGCAGUGGCCCUGGCUGAAGGUUUCCUCCUGAGUCAGGCAGAGGAGAGGGAGCAGGAAGAGAGAAAGCAGGGAAAGAAUCUGCUUGUGGAAAUGGGCCCCGAUUCCUCUGAGGCAGAGAGGACUCUGUUGGACACCAGAGAGAGAUCACUGGGUGAGGGAACAAUGGCAUCAAGACCUCCUCCUCCCUCUUUUCAUGGUGGCGAAGGGGAAGCAGCGGCUGUGGAACCAGAUCAGGGUCCAGUGUGCUUUGAAGAUGUUGCCAUUCGUUUCUCAGACGAGGAACGGGUGUUGCUGGAUCCUGACCAGAGAGCUCUGCAUAAGGAAGUCAUGGAGGAGAAUCGUGGGAUCCUGGACUCUCUCGGUGGUGAUGAAUUGGAAACGAAUAAUGGGGGAGACCAUGAAAAAAUCCACACAAUGGAGAAGCCAUAUCAAGACUGGGAGUGUGGAGAGAGCUUCAGUCAGAGCUCCCAUUCCCAUCAAAGAAAGCAGAGUGGGAAGAAAGGCUAUCAGUGCUCAGAAUGUGGGAAGAGCUUCAGUCGGAAGAAGAGUCUCACUUCCCAUCACAGAAUUCAUACAGGGGACAAACCCUAUCAGUGCUUGGAAUGUGGAAAGAGUUUCAGUCAGAGGGGAAAACUCACUUCCCAUCAAAGAAUUCAUACAGGGGAGACACCCUAUCAGUGCUUGGAAUGUGGAAAGAGUUUCAGUCAGAGCCACAGUCUCACUUAUCAUCAAAGAACUCAUACAGGGGAGAAACCCUAUCAGUGCUUGCAAUGUGGAAAGAGCUUCAGUCGGAAGGAUAGUCUCACUUCCCAUCACAGAAUUCAUACAGGGGAGAAACCCUAUCAGUGCUUGGAAUGUGGAAAGUGCUUCCGAGAGAGGGCGACUCUCGCUUCCCAUCAAAGAAUUCAUACUGGGGAGAAACCCUAUCAGUGCUUGGAAUGUGGAAAGAGUUUCAGUCAGAGGGGAAAACUCACUUCCCAUCAGAGAAUUCAUACAGGGGAGAAACCCUAUCAGUGCUUGGAAUGUGGAAAGAGAUUCAGUCGGAAGGAUAGUCUCACUACCCAUCAAAGAAUUCAUACUGGGGAGAAACCCUAUCAGUGCUUUGAAUGUGGGAAGAGCUUCCGGGAGGGGACUAAGCUCUUUCCCCAUCAAAUAAUUCUUACAGGGGAGAAACACUAUCAAUGCCUAGAAUGUGGAAAGAGCUUCAAUCACAAGCGGAAUCUCACUUCACAUCAAAAAAUGUCGCCAUCUGCCUUCCCUUCACAGUGCCGAAGGAGCCGGGAUUGGCCCAAUCAGCGUGGCACGGCAAGGCCUCCUUCAAAUCUCGCCGAUCAAUGAGGUGUUGGGGGAGUGUCAUUGCAAUAGUUGUAUAGGAUUAUUAUGUGGGGAGACUUUGAUUAGUAUGUGGGCAAGGAUUGGAAGAAUGUUCUUGUCAUUCAGCAACCUAGCACCAGAUCUAAACCAGUAAAGCCAGAUAUUACAAGUUCCAUUUCUUUCUUUCUUUAUAAAUUUUAUUUAUACUGAAAUAGAGAUACAAGAAAUGAAAACAAAGAUCUUAGCACUGGAAAACAUCAAAAAAAAAAAAAACAAAGAAAAGAAAGAAAUAAAGAAAGAGAAUUUUUUUCCGGAAUAUACCAGAAACAGAGAACGAAGAUGUAGAAAAACGGGUAGUGGAAGAGUUGGCAAAAUGGUUGGAGGUGGAACUAGAGGGAAUAGAGGAAAGAAUGGAGAAGGCCUUUAGGGUGAAUUCAAGGAAAGCCAAAGCGAACAACUGGCCUGGGGACUGCUUAGUGACGUUUACCACUAGUUGGCUGGUGGAAAAGAUAUUACAAACAAUAGGAAAAAAGAAAUUGAAGAUAGAAGGAGUAGAGACAGUCAUAUUAAAAGAGAUUCCACCAAGACUGAUCCGAAAGAGACAAAAAUACAAUUUUUAAACAAACACAUUCAAAAUGGGGAAAAAACGCCUUUUGGUGGGAGUAUCCAGAAGGCUUAUCCUUAUUUUAUAAAGGGAAACGAAGGAAGUUUGAAAAUGUGGGAGAGGCAGAUCUGUUUUGGAGGAAGUAUUGGCAGGAACUGGGGGGGUGAAAAAGUCAGACCAAUAGAAGAAGAGGAGAACGAUGAGAGCACGGAAGAAGAAGAGGAGAAGAAAGAAGAUGAUGACGAAGAAGAGACAUAGAGUUCUAACUUUUGUUUGUGUAAAAUGAACUGUUAAUAAAAUCGCAAAGGGGAAAGGAAUUAAAUGUAUAUCGCUUCUAAAGAAAUAGAAUAGAGAAAGAGUUCUCCCCUGAAAAAAAGCUUCAAUUAUUAUAAUUUUUCUAACUUUUGUUGGGAAUUUUUGUUUUUUGUUU